Messenger RNA from Thrips palmi, 4932 nucleotides. Its product is annotated as MAP7 domain-containing protein 1-like. The coding region runs from base 168 to 4160 and encodes 1330 amino acids. Lineage: Eukaryota; Metazoa; Arthropoda; Insecta; Thysanoptera; Thripidae. The transcript is spliced from 18 exons. The record is from RefSeq and is a predicted model, not a curated record.
GCCGGGCCUGGGCUAAGGCCCGGCCUGAGGCUGGGGCUGGGGCUGGGGCACCCACGGGGUCCGCGGGGACCACAGUCUCCGGGGAAGCAAGCCAGAGGCAAGCCAGAGGCAGGCUCAGGGCGCGGUUGGUCUCGGCGGCGGAGUGUAGCUAGCGAGGCCGGUGCGACAUGGAGGUGACUCCGGCGGGACAGGCAGACGUGCAGUCGUCCAGCACCAGCCAGCAGGAGUCCGAGAGCUCCAAGGAGGUGCGCCAGGAGGGCAACAGCCUGGUGGAGUCGAGCAGCUCGUCCAAGCGCUCCGUGCAGCAGUCCGUCACGCAGUCCGUGCAGCAGUCCGUCACGCAGAGGGUCAUGUCCUCCAGCGUGGUGAAGCAGAGCUCGUUCAGCUCCAGCUCCGUGACGAGCUCCCAGCAGGACCUGCAGGACCUCCAGCAGCAGGGCGCACCGCCAGGGCCGCCAGGGCCGCCAGGGCCGCCAGGGCCGCCAGGGCCAGAAACAAACACUCCGCAACAAAAACACGACGACGCCGAGGUCGAGCAGCGAGAGCAACAGGACGGCGCCAGCAAAAGGAACGAAGCGACCUCGACCACCACGGCCACCACCACGACCUCCACCACGACACAACACGAAGCAAGUCGAGCGAACCAAGCGGGUGGACCGGACGGGCCGGGCGAACCGGGGGGACCGGGGCCGGGGCCUCAGAUAUUGGUAGCCACCGUCACGACCACACAGCAGAGAUUCAUUCAACCAGACGUGCCGCAGAGCCCCGAGUCCGCCGGCCAGCACAGCCAUCAGAACGGCGAGGCGCCGUGGCAGCUACAAGCGGCCCCCGAGGGACCGACCCAGGACGCCGUCGGCCAGGACGCCGUCAACCAGGACGCCGGCGCCCAGCCCCAGGACGCGCCAGCCCCACCCGUAAAGGACUGCUCCGACCUGCCCCAGGACAACAUCAAAUCGUCACUGAAGGAGAUCAUCUGCGACCUGGAGCGAGCCGACCUGGCCGACGGCGCUGACGGCGCCGCGGACAGCGAGGGGUUCACGAGCCAGACGCGCUCCUCUGUGCAGCACAGCGCCACGCUGGAAACGGCGGAGGAGAGGAGAAGCAAAAUGGACAGACAGACCUCCACCACAACUUUAGAACAGGCGUUACUCAAGGAGCACACGAUCGCUCACGAGCUCAACAUGCUGGGCCGCCACGAGGAGUCGCUCUGCAAACAGGAGAUUGCGGAGGAGCCCUACAUCAACCACAUUCCGGAUGACGACCGGUCGCGGGGCGGACCCGCCCACAUCGACCUCGAGAGGCUGUUCACUCCGGCCACCGACAGUGGCGAAUCCACGCCCAGGGCGCGAAAGAGCCGCAUGUACGCGUCGUCGAGCUUCUACGGGCCGGAGCACCCCACCGUGGAGGAGCAGGUGGAGCUGGCCAGGCGCAUCUCCACCUCCCUGAGCGACAUCUCCAACCAGCGGUCCAAGGGGCAGACCAUGUACGUCAACCGGAAGAAGCGCUCCGCCGGAUGGGUGCACGCAGCCACCGAUGAUAGCUUCUCCAGCGCGCCCACCACCCCCGUCCCAGAUGUCGUGCCUCCGGGACCGGACAAGCCGGUCCUCAAGCUGGUGAUGGACCCCCGCGGCCAGGUCCAGGACCUGUGGAGCCUGCAGCGGCAGGGCGUGCCCGUGGCCGUCGACCCCAAGUGCGGCGCGCUCAGCCCGGAGGUGUGCUUCCACCUCGUGAGGGACCUCAACGCCCCCAAGGGCAAAGGCGCCGAGCUCUUCGCCAAGAGGCGCAAGAAGUCGGAGAAGUGGGUCGUGGACGAGACGACGGUGCGGUCCUCCUCCUCCACCUCCACCAUGGAGUCCACCUCGCCCGCGCCCAAGCUGCCCGUGCCCGCGGCGUCCUACCUCACCAACGGCACCGCCAAGGUGCACAACGUGCAGCGCAUGAACGAGAUACAGAUAAAAUUCCAGGAGAAGUUCUCGCAGCCCCGCGUCAAGCUGGUGAAGAGCCCGUGGGAGGCGGCCCUGGAGACCGGCUCCGUGGACGGCGCGUUCCUGGAGGGCCACAAGGCCGCCCCCAAGGCCGCCCCGCCGCCGAGCGCCGCCCCCGCGCCCCCGCCCCGGACGCCCGCAGUGGGCACGCCCACCUGGACCGCCACCACCACGGCCGCCACGGUGCGCCCGCUGUCCGCCACGGAGUCCACCUUGUACUCGGCCCGCGCCCCGCGCGGCUGGGGCCAGCACAGCACGGCGCAGCAGUACGGCGCGGUGUCCUUCAGCCUCACGUCGCCGUCGGCGGCAACCUCGACCUCGACCGUCACGGCCAGCGCCACGGCGAGCAACCCCAUCGUGUCGGCCAAGGAGGUCACCAGCUCCGUCAAGGAGGUCACCAGCUCCGUCAAAGAGGUCACCACCUCCGUCAAGGAGGUCUCCAGCUCCACCAAGGCCGUCACCAUCUCCUCGGCCGUCGAAGUGCUGGGUGACGCCGCGGUCCCCGAGGUCCCCGACGAGGACGAGGACGACGAGAGGGUCCGCGAGGUGGAGCAGGUGGUGGAGAGCGCCAAGCAGAUCGUGCGGGAGACGAUCGAGCGCGCCGUGCAGCGCGCCACGCCGGACGGCCUGCAGCACGACGAGGACGAGGACCAGGAGGUGCAGCGCCACCUCAGCGCCGUGGAGGCCGAGCGGGCCGAGAGGACGGCGGGGCAGGAGAAGCAGGUGCAGCUGGUGCAGCAGGAGCAGGCCGAGGCGGUGCGGCAGGCCGAGCAGGCAGUGCAGCAAGAACGGCAACAGCGGCAACUAAAAGAACAGCGAGAACAACAAGAACAGCGAGAGCAGCAAGAACAGCGAGAGCAACAAGAACAGCGACAACAACAAGAACAGCGAGAGCAACAAGAACAGCGACAACAACAACAAGAACAGCGAGCGGAAGUACAGCGUCGACACAAGCCGGCCUGCGAGGUGGUGGGCGCGCGGCCGCUGUACGGCAACGUGGACCCGUUCGCCGUCAAGCUGCGGCCCGUCAACCAGGGCCUGUACCCGGCGGCCGCGCCCGCCAGUGGCGACACCAGCCCCGUCAAGCCCGUCGCCACCAAGCCCGCCAGCCCAGGGCAGGUCGCGAGCACAGGGCAACCCGUGAGCCCAGGGCAGCCCGUCAGCACAGGACAACCCUCCCCCGGCCCGCAAGUCAGUCCGGGCAUUCCGGCAGCGGCCAAGACGGUGUCCCCGCCGGCUUUCCGCCCCGCCACCCCGCCCAGCGUGGAGCAGCGCCCCAGCCCCCAGCCACAGCCCUCGGAGGACAACGAGGACGCCGCGGACGCCGCGGACGCCGCGGACGCGCCCCGCACGGGCCCCAAGCCCCCCAGCCAGGUGGUGGGCGCCAAGCCCCUGUACGGCAACAUCGACCCCAGCUCGGUGCAGCUGCGGCCCGUGCACCGGGAGCUGCGCUUCGGGGACUCCCUGUCGAGGGAGGCGUCCGAGGACGUGGACGACGCCGAGCCCGCGGCCCCCGCCACCGUGCCCGUCAAGCACCUCAUCGACAGCUUUGAGCUGGGCGCGCCGGGCACUGGCGUGCAGCAGUACGUGUGCAACACGGCCGUGCAGACGCGCCUCUUCACCGCCAUGCUGCCGGCGAGGCCGCCCUCCGAGGCGCUGGAGCCCUUCCCGGAGCACUUCGCGGACCCCACGCCGGAGGAGAUGUACGCGCGGCGCGCCAAGGAGGACCUGGAGGACCAGAUCAGGCGCAACUACCCCUUCCCCGCGUCCCCCGCGCCCACCCCGCAGCCCGAGCCGCCGGCCACGCUCCGCAUCACGCUCGACAAGUUCCAGACCGUGCCCAAGCCCUGGGACCCCGAGCGGUACCAGCAGCCUGAGCCCCCCGCCAGAACGCCCACCGACCUCAACACCCCCCUGAGCGACAGCGCGCUGCUCAGCUUCCGCGGCCCCCCGGAGGAGCCCGCCCCCCUGCUGCUGCGGGAGGCGCAGGGCCCCUCGGGCCUCCCCGUCGCGGCCUCGGCCUCGGCCUCGGCCCCGGAGCCGCCCGUCCGCACCGUCUUCAUGGACUACAGCCUGCUGCAGAACUACAACACCGCGCCCCGCGGCUGGGGCGCCACCAUGGACUACUACCGCCCCGUCACCUUCUGCAAACCCAUCGCCGCCACUGACCUAUAGGCCCGUCUUUUCUAAUGCUGUUGUUUUCGUUUUUAUUCGUUGUUGUUUUCCUAUCUUUGUUUUCCAUCUGGGAAGGCCGCUGCCGGCUGGCUGGGACUGCCGGGGGCGUGCCGCGUGCCGUGUGUCCGGGGCGCCCUGCCCUGCCUCACCGCGCGAGCCGCGAGCAAACGCACACACUUUUCCUUGACGCGGACGGUUCUGUAUGUUUCCCUUUUGUGUUACCUUUGUGUUAUCGACUACCAGCCCCACUAUGUACGUUCAGGGGGCUUCCACCGGAUUGUCUCUAUGAUCAAAGACGCCGUUUGCAUCAUGGCAAGCGGCGGGCGGGGCUCCGAAGCACCGCCCUGGUCUCUGGCAGGACUGCAGCCUUCCUCCGAGUAAACCACUGAGACCGCAUAAGCCUCGCGCAGAACGCGCCAACGCGCUGUGACGGGAGUCCUCGCCGUGCUCAAAGCGCUCGGCAGGGAGCAGCACUGUCUGUCACCCCAUCACAUCAGCCGUAGUUAUUUCACGCUUAUUGCAAAUCAUUUGUUUACAGUUCUCCGCAAUCGACCUCCGACCAACACUGUUUCAUUGUUGUAUUGCCCUGUAUAUGUGUAAUGCUUCUAAGACUAGAUCGAAGCGAGAACGGUCCAUAGCUCUGUAUGUUCACGUACAGUACAGUACCACUAUGUGCUUUGUAUGUUCUCUUCGGCUGUGUUGUGCAAACCCAUCACAAUGGAAUCUCUGCUUCAAGAGCAAUUAAUAAAGAUCUAUUCUGUACUGGUUACAA